AGAGACACAGAGAAGAAGAAAUAUUUCCAAAUAUACCAGGCUGAUCUUUCGUAGUUUCUCAGUCUUGCUGUCUGUUGUCCUUUGAAAUCUGUUUCCCACGAGACUCUGGGAAGAUGGAGGUGCAGGGCCUGGGUAACAGCUGCCUUCCUCAGGGCUGGGUACCUGCUCUCCGAGUCUGUGUCUCCAGGCUGUGUGCUCAGACUUGACCAUGUUUGGGCAUGGAGGCUUGCCCCAGAUGGGGACCAAAGGCUGCUUCCCCGGAGACGGGCGGGGAGGCCAAACUUCCUGCUGGAGCUCUGUGGCCUCUUUUGGGGUGGGGGCUGGGGGCCAGGCAGAAAGAAACCAUCUGCUGCUGAAGACCCACAGGGCGCCAGGAAGACUGUGGCUUCAAGGCCUGAAAUAAGAAAGCAGUCGCUGAGGACACCAUGAUGCCUUCUUUCUUCUUUCUUUGCUUGAAAAAUGAUCACUGCCCCCAGUGAAUAUGGUGAAGAAGCUGGUGAUGGCCCAGAAGCGGGGAGAGACACGAGCCCUUUGCCUGGGUGUAACCAUGGUGGUGUGUGCCGUCAUCACCUACUACAUCCUGGUCACGACUGUGCUGCCCCUCUACCAGAAAAGCGUGUGGACCCAGGAAUCUAAGUGUCACCUGAUUGAGACCAACAUCAGGGACCAGGAGGAGCUGAAGGGCAAGAAGGUGCCCCAGUACCCAUGCCUGUGGGUCAACGUGUCAGCUGCGGGCAGGUGGGCUGUGCUGUACCACACGGAGGACACUCGGGACCAGAACCAGCAGUGCUCCUACAUCCCAGGCAGCCUAGACAACUACCAGACGGCCCGGGCCGACGUGGAGAAGGUCAGAGCCAAAUUCCAAGAGCGGCAGGUCUUCUACUGCUUCUCCGCACCUCGGGGGAACGAAACCAGCGUCCUAUUCCAGCGCCUCUAUGGGCCCCAGGCCCUUCUCUUCUCCCUCUUCUGGCCCACCUUCCUGCUGACCGGUGGCCUCCUCAUUAUCGCCAUGGUGAAGAGCAACCAGUACCUGUCCAUCCUGGCGGCCCAGAAGUAGAGCCAUCCAUGCCAUACCACUUGUCAGGGCACAGGGUACUGGCUGGGCCCCCAGGGCUGCUCCCCACUUGCGGACCCAUGCCUUCUCCACCUGCCCUCCCACGCUUCCACUCCAAUCCACCCUGUCUUCUGUUGCAGGACUAAACUUUGAGAAAUCCUUUUGUGAAGUCAUUGCCUGCUCAAGAAUGUACAAUGGCUCCCCAGUGCCUUGGAGGCCAUAAGGCCAGCCAGUUUUAGCUCUCUAUUACCUGUCCCCACUCAACUGACUCAUACCUGUUUCCCGCUGCAUCACUAUAUGCCCCACAGAGAACGAUGAUCGUCACCUCUGUGCCUGAGUUCUCCCUGUUGACUCAAAGUGGUACCCAUCCUCCCCCGGAAGCUGUCCCUAGCGAGCCUCAGUUCUUUGUUUGAAUUCUCUAAUAAGAACAACAGCAGCUCCCAUUUCUAGAACACAUUUACAGUAUUACUAUUUUCUGGGAUAUAAAGUGCCACAUAUAUUUUUAAUUCCAAUAUUAAUAAAUGUAUGCCAAACAACAAUCAGCUGCAAGGAAAUACAGGAGAACUCAUCAAAAUA
Molecule: messenger RNA, 1630 nt
Organism: Pongo pygmaeus (Bornean orangutan)
Lineage: Eukaryota; Metazoa; Chordata; Mammalia; Primates; Hominidae
Gene: KCNMB1
Product: potassium calcium-activated channel subfamily M regulatory beta subunit 1
Exons: 5
Coding region: 482-1057 (191 amino acids)
Biological process (GO): potassium ion transport; detection of calcium ion
Cellular component (GO): voltage-gated potassium channel complex; membrane
Molecular function (GO): calcium-activated potassium channel activity; potassium channel regulator activity
Source: RefSeq, a predicted model, not a curated record